AUGAAGCUCCUCCCACUCGGCGUCUUGGCGUUUGCCAGCCUACUCUCCACCUCGGCGAUGACUCUACCUGAGGGCACCGGCCAUGAUCUCGCAUCACCCAUCGGGAUGCCGGACAGCAGCAAUGAAGCUAGACCAGGUGUCAGCUUCGUUCCCGAUCGACUCUCCACCUUGACAUCCUCUCCAUCGAGUUCCUCCCCUCCUCAGCAGCGACGUUCUCUAUGGCAGCUGCUCCUCGGCGAAGGCGGUACAGGUAAGGGCCAGAACAGGAGGCUGGUCCCCUCUGCCCGCUUCCGACCUCGCGACCUUCGACGUCAUCUUUCCGCUACCUCCCCUCCCGACGAUCCGAAAGGCGCAUGCAAGCCGAACAACUCGACCUCCGUCACCAACCCUUCUUCCAACUCGACCCUUUCGGGUUCGAUCUCCAACUCCACCUCCUCUGCCUCCCCACCCUCCUUCAACUCCUCGACCCCCCUUCCUCCGUCUAAAGUGGCGGUCAACAUCACCGGUACCGGUGCCACAAUCAUGGCGGCCUACUGGGCCGACUGGACCGCGUCCACUCUUCCCCCUACCUCGAUCGACUUCACCCACUUUGACAUUCUCAAUUACGCCUUUGCUCUCCCUACUUCCUCCUUUGAUCUGUCCCUCCCCACUGAUCCGUCGGGCUCACUCCUUCGUCGAUUCGUCGCUGCUUGUCGUGGGGGCAACACCCGAGCGGUUCUCUCGAUCGGUGGCUGGGGAGGGUCGACAUAUUUCUCGUCUGCUGUUCGCACCGCCGACUCGCGCGCGAGGUUCAUCGCCAACAUCAUCCGUGUUUAUCAGAGCUACAAUUUGGACGGUAUAGAUCUUGAUUGGGAGUACCCGAACGAUCCGGGUGCGGGGGAUAACGUAUACGAUCCAUCCGACGCAAGGAAUUUCCAAACUUUCCUGCAGGAACUUCGCGCCGCACUGCCAGCGGGAGCACUGCUGACGGCCGCAGUAACGCACGCUCCGUGGAUCGGAUCCAAUGGCAACCCGGUUAGCAGCGUAGCGCGUGCCGCGGGGGCGUUGGAUUAUGUCAUGAUCAUGAACUACGACGUGUGGGGUUCGCGCGCCAAUCCGGGUCCCAACGCACCCCUGGCGGAUCUGUGUGGGAAUUCCACCCUGCCCAACGUCAAUGCUGCUGCGGGUGUAAGGGCUUGGUCCGCCGCCGGUAUGCCCAGGAACAAGAUCUUGCUCGGUAUCCCCGCGUACGGCUACAUAAACACCUCUUCGAAAACCUCCCUCAUUCAACGCUCUCCUCUCGAGAAGAGGUUGGGUGUGCCACUCACCUCCGAGGACGGUAGCACCACCGAAGGUCAAAUCGGAUUCUCGAAGAUCGUCGCUGCCGGCGCCCUGCAAAAAGGUCCAUCCGGCCUGUUCGAUGGCGCAGGAGGAUUCGACAAGCACUGGGACGACUGUUCCGACACCCCCUUCCUCACCGAUGGCACCCGCGUGGUGACGUACGACGAUACCAGCUCGAUCUACGAUAAAGGCGCUUUUGCUAGUGCAGCCGGCAUCGGCGGGAUCAGCAUGUGGAGUUUGGACGGCGAUACCAACGAGUGGGAUUUGACGAGGAGCGCGAGGGAUGGCAUGCGAAGUACCAGUGCUGUCCCGUUGUAA
Messenger RNA from Kalmanozyma brasiliensis GHG001, 1638 nucleotides. RefSeq names its product Glycoside hydrolase, family 18, catalytic domain protein. The coding region runs from base 1 to 1638 and encodes 545 amino acids. The record is from RefSeq and is a predicted model, not a curated record. Gene Ontology annotation, biological process: carbohydrate metabolic process; chitin catabolic process. Gene Ontology annotation, molecular function: chitinase activity; chitin binding. The transcript has a single exon. Gene Ontology annotation, cellular component: extracellular region. Lineage: Eukaryota; Fungi; Basidiomycota; Ustilaginomycetes; Ustilaginales.